AAUUUUUCAUUCAAAAAGGGAAGCAAGCAAUGGGGAAGAUAGGUCUUGUCGGUAAUUUAGCGGAUGGUAUUCAAGAAAAAUAGAAUUUAAUUAGGUAUUGUAUUUGAGUUUCAUGGUUGACUAAGUUGAACAAAGAAGGAAAAAUAUAAAAUAACGAUGAUGCAAGCAAGACACGCAGGGAUUAGAUAGCGCCGCAAACUGGAUAGAGGCGAUGAGGCUUGUUGCAGCAAUCAUAAGAAACAAGACAAGUGGAACACUACUACCACUUUUGGACCCAAACGUGCAUACGUGUGCAUUUACGCUUUCCAACGUGGUUGUUGCUGUGCUCUCUCUUCUUCUGUUCUGGCAGAGCCAAAGUCGGGCUGGCUAGCUCGGUCUUGGUUCGUUGCUUUGCUUUGUCCUACCUAAGACUCCAGUCUUUGCUCAAAUCUUUCCUUUGUUCAAAUUAAAUUCAUUUCCUUGACUUGUGUCUCCAUCUUGCCUUGGACUGCAGAGAGGUGAUUGUGGUUUGAAGCUUUGAGCGCUUAACGCCAUGGCUCCUCCAGCUUCCUCCUCUUCUUCUUCUUCUUCAGAUUCCGUAAUCAGACCUCGAGAUGUUUGUAUUGUAGGUGUUGCACGAACACCAAUGGGUGCUUUCCUUGGCUCCCUUUCCUCUUUCUCUGCUACCCAACUUGGAUCCAUCGCCAUCCACUCUGCCCUUAAAAGGGCAAACCUUGAUCCAUCACUUGUGCAGGAGGUUUUCUUUGGGAAUGUUCUUAGUGCAAACUUAGGCCAAGCUCCUGCUAGACAGGCUGCAUUAGGUGCCGGUAUUCCUAAUUCCAUCAUUUGCACCACUGUUAACAAAGUUUGUGCAUCUGGAAUGAAGGCGGUGAUGCUUGCAUCACAAACUAUCCAAUUAGGCAUCAAUGAUGUUGUCAUUGCUGGUGGCAUGGAAAGCAUGUCAAAUGCACCCAAGUAUUUGGCAGAGGCAAGAAAGGGAUCUCGUCUAGGACAUGAUACCAUUAUUGAUGGCAUGCUCAAAGAUGGGUUAUGGGAUGUAUACAAUGACUUUGGAAUGGGAGUAUGUGCAGAAAUAUGUGCUGACCAACAUAACAUUACACGAGAAGAGCAGGAUUCUUAUGCUAUUCAAAGCUUUGAGCGUGGCAUUGCUGCUCAAAACAAUGGCCUCUUGGCUUGGGAAAUAGUUCCAGUUGAAGUUUCGGGGAGAAGAGGGAAACCAUUCACAAUUAUAGAUAGGGAUGAAGGUUUAGGAAAGUUUGAUGCUGCAAAAUUGAGGAAGCUUAGACCAAGCUUUAAGGAAGAGGGAGGAUCUGUUACUGCUGGCAAUGCUUCUAGCAUUAGUGAUGGUGCAGCGGCGAUAGUGCUAGUAAGUGGGGAGAAAGCAACCAAGCUUGGUUUGCAAGUAGUUGCUAAGAUCAGAGGAUAUGCUGAUGCUGCUCAGGCACCUGAAUUGUUUACAACGGCUCCAGCCCUUGCCAUACCAAAAGCUAUUUCAGCUGCGGGUUUGGAGGCUUCUCAAAUUGAUUACUAUGAAAUAAAUGAAGCUUUUUCAGUUGUGGCUCUUGCCAAUCAAAAACUGCUUGGCCUUAAUCCUGAAAAGGUUAAUGUUCAUGGUGGAGCGGUAUCGUUGGGACAUCCAUUAGGGUGUAGUGGAGCUCGUAUAUUAGUCACAUUGUUGGGGGUGAUGAGACAGAAGAAUGGAAAGUUCGGGGUUGGUGGAAUCUGCAAUGGAGGAGGAGGAGCAUCUGCCCUUGUUUUUGAGCUCAUGCCGGUUACGAAGGUGGGACCGUCAUUGUUAUGAAACCGAUGCAUAUAUUGCUGUGAAAUUUAGCGGUUCUUUGUUUUUUUGUUUCUCAACUUUAAAAGAAAUAAAGCAAGUUGUAUCAUGUCUUAUGGGAGUAGACAAGUGCUGCUUCUUUUCUGAAAUGUUGAUGUUUUAUCUUAAUAAAUUGAUAUUUGGUUAUCAGAUAAUUCCGAAAGAAUAUAGUAGUAUGUAAUGUGAUGUAUCUGAAUCCAGUUAGGGAAGAAAUCUUGUUGGGACAGGGAAUAAUGUGGGUGAAGCCAGCUGCUGCAUUAGAAACAGUCAAACGUUACUAAUCAUUUCCUUUCU
Molecule: messenger RNA, 2110 nt
Organism: Theobroma cacao (cacao)
Lineage: Eukaryota; Viridiplantae; Streptophyta; Magnoliopsida; Malvales; Malvaceae
Gene: AACT1
Product: Thiolase family protein
Biological process (GO): fatty acid beta-oxidation
Cellular component (GO): mitochondrion
Molecular function (GO): acetyl-CoA C-acetyltransferase activity
Source: RefSeq, a predicted model, not a curated record